Messenger RNA from Paramacrobiotus metropolitanus, 1686 nucleotides. RefSeq names its product cingulin-like. The coding region runs from base 1 to 1686 and encodes 561 amino acids. Lineage: Eukaryota; Metazoa; Tardigrada; Eutardigrada; Parachela; Macrobiotidae. The transcript has 2 exons. The record is from RefSeq and is a predicted model, not a curated record.
AUGGCACGGUCGGCCGAAAAGGUCAAGGAGGAAAACGCGGACCAAGCUGAGAAGGGAAAUACCGAAGUCAGCCAAAAGGUCACCGAAGGUGGUGGCGCCGUCAGCAGCGACAUGCUGAUUGACGAAGGAAAGGUCAAACAGGAUGACCUUUCGGAAAACUCACUGUUCUUACAAGAACAGCUGGAAGAGAACGGUACCAGCCCCACGUCAAGUGACAAGUUUUACACUGACGAUGAAGACGAAACGACGGUACAGACGUCUUUCCAUACGGCAAUGAAGGAGGCAAACUUAACGAAAGGAAUGUUUGAUACGACCCUCCAGGACAAGCCAGAAGAGACCUUUGAAGGAAUGGCGUCAGGAAGAGCCGACGACCGGGACCAAAGGUCACCAUCACCAAAAACAUCCGUAAUGAAUGGCUUAAAGCAGCGUGUCAAGGAACUCGAGCAGCUACUUGACGAGAAGGAGAGCCAAGCAUUCGCUGCCAUUCGAGAACAACGGAAUAAAACUAUCGAAGUCGAAGCAAGGCUGUAUGUGAUGGAGCAAGAAAAGGUCACGCUCGAAGACGAAGCGCAACAAUGGAAAUCAAAGGUCAAGGAGGCCGAGAAAAAACGUGACGAAUCUCUAGCAAAUGCGACGAAGUUCACCGGAAAGGUCACCAGCUUGACGGCUGACAUCUCGAAACUGAAGGAUGACCUUAAAUUACGCGAAGACCUUGUCAACACGUUACAAGCAGAAUUAAAAGAGAUGAAAAGGAAACACAACGAAGCGGAAAGCCAGAGAGAUCAAGCAGCAAAGGAACUGCUUGAACUGGCUGAAAUAACAAAAACUGAAUUCAAGCGACUCAAUGACGAAAUCGACAACCAAAAGAAAGAAGCAAAGAAGUGGUUGAAGGAAGCACAACGGUGUGACGAACGGGUCACUGUGCUAGAAGUCGUGAAUAAAGAAGGAAAGACAGAAAAUGAAAAACAAAAAGAAGAGAUCGCCAAAUUGAGCGAUGAAUCAGUCGGAUUGGCUACUUCCGUAAUGGAAAAGGAUGAUAAAAUUACGGAACUAAAAGUCCAACUGAAAGCAGUUGAGGAAGAGUGCCAAGCGAGAGGAAGGACCCUCGCAGACAGAGCGGAUCGUAUUACACGAUUGGAAGCAGAAGCUGAGAUCCUAAAAGCAGCGAAAAUGGAUCUCGAUAAGACCCUUGAUAACAGGGCCAGUACAAUCUUCGAGCAAAUGAGAAAGGUCACCGAAGCAAACAACGAUUACGAGAAACUGCGGAAGGACGCAAAUGAAACCGUGAGACAGCUACAAGAAACAAUUAAACAAAGAGACGAAGAAAUCAAGACUCUCAAACGCUCGGCAAAACAGAAGGAAACUGAGAUCCAACAGCCGGAACGAAUCGAAUCUCCGCCCCCUGGAUACGGUGAAGUCCACACCGUCGAAGGUAGCUUUCAUUUCCAAGCUCCCUUAAAGACGGGGACUGGCCGAGACGACGGCCAUGAUAAAGAUAAGGUCAAAGCUGAAAAGGUCACCGACGAUACUGAGUUGGCGAAGGGGCACUCAGGACCGACCGGUGGGGUCAAUCCUCGGCAACAAGAAACAGGACCGAGGAAACAAUCGUCUACAAAUCUGACCAUCAACCAGAUAAUCAUGAAGAUCCACGAGUUCGCCAAAACGAGCAGGAAAGGUAGCUCGUGA